GUCCUUCGUGUGUGUCUGACAACAUAGGUUUAGGAUCAGUUCAAUGGACAGGACAGUGAUAGAGCACUUCGUAGCAUUCAGAGAAUAACAACAUGUGUUACAUGUAGCCUGUUGGUUGUGAAAUUGUAGCGUUAUAUGUAUCCGAGUCGAGUCCCAAGCGCUGAAUCUGUGUCAAUAAAAAUGUCGUCUGUAUGUGGCACGGGUAACGGCGAGUUUGAUGGCAAAAACUCAGAUCAUGUUCACUCCGAGGACAUGGAACACCCGCGUGCAUUAAUUCCCGAGCUUUGCAGACUGUUUUAUCAGUUAGGGUGGGUAACUGGAACUGGUGGAGGAAUAAGCGUAAAGCAGGGUGAUCAUAUCUACAUUGCCCCUUCUGGAGUACAAAAAGAGAGAAUUCAACCUGAAGACAUGUUUGUUUGUGAUGUGGAGGAGAGGGACAUUAGCUCCCCACCCCCUUGGAAGAGGUUGAAGAAGAGCCAGUGCACUCCUCUGUUCAUGAAUGCCUACACCAUGCGAUCGGCAGAGGCAGUCAUUCAUACUCAUUCAAAAGCUGCAGUAAUGGCAACACUGCUGUUUCCUGGAAAGGAGUUCCGCAUCACUCACCAGGAGAUGAUCAAGGGCAUUCGCAAGGGAAAUUCAGGCACCAACUACAGGUAUGAUGAGAUGCUGACAGUUCCCAUCAUUGAGAACACACCUGAGGAGCGGGACCUUAAGGAUCGCAUGGCCCGGGCUAUGGAAGAGUACCCAGACUCCUGUGCAGUCCUUGUGAGACGCCAUGGUGUCUACGUGUGGGGUGAAUCUUGGGAGAAGGCUAAAACAAUGUGUGAAUGCUAUGAUUACUUGUUUGACAUCGCUGUCCAGAUGAAGCAGUGUGGCCUGGACCCAUCUGCCCUCCCCGCCGAGGAGAAAGGCAUCCUUUAAUGCCUGUCUUUGACGGUGGAACUGAAGGAUUAAGGCAUGAAUCCUGCUUGUCUGCAGUGAACAUUUUUCUUCCAUAAUCCCAGUGAUCAGUCAAAAGGAAUUGCUUAGUGCUCCACUACUUGCACCAAAGUAUUGUGGCAUGUGAUUUGUAUUAAUAUAGACUAUAAUAUAGAGUAUUUAAAACCUUUUUAGAUCUGCCAAUUGGGGCACAGACUCUGUUACAGUCAUAUUACUUAAUUACUUAAAUCCAAUGAUUUAAAUACAAUUUUUUACACUGAUUUGAGUGUGCUCAGGGAUGAACACACAUUCAUAAAUGUAUAAAUGUA
Alosa sapidissima (American shad) is the source of this 1247-nucleotide messenger RNA. Its product is annotated as APAF1 interacting protein. Gene Ontology annotation, molecular function: metal ion binding; methylthioribulose 1-phosphate dehydratase activity. NCBI's taxonomy places the organism in Eukaryota, Metazoa, Chordata, Actinopteri, Clupeiformes, Clupeidae. The coding region runs from base 136 to 921 and encodes 261 amino acids. The transcript has 7 exons. The record is from RefSeq and is a predicted model, not a curated record. Gene Ontology annotation, cellular component: cytoplasm.